Rhizophagus irregularis DAOM 181602=DAOM 197198 is the source of this 486-nucleotide messenger RNA. The record is from RefSeq and is a predicted model, not a curated record. NCBI's taxonomy places the organism in Eukaryota, Fungi, Glomeromycota, Glomeromycetes, Glomerales, Glomeraceae.
GUAAACCAGCAAAAUCUUAGCUUCACGGACUUCAAGUUUAAGGGUAUACUAGGUGAAGGACGAAGUGGUAAAACGCUCCUAUGCGAGUUUCGUGGUAAUAUGAUUGCUUUGAAGAGUGCAGACUUAUCUAAGGCCCCAUCGUAUGUCCUGGAAGAAAUGCAAAAAGAAGUCGAGAUUUAUAAAGACCUAGCCGAUAUUCAAGGCAAGUAUAUCCCAAAGCUGGUCUGUUAUGGAUAUUAUGGAGGAGGCAUGAGCUUCGUUAUCGGCUUAACCAUUGUUGGCACUAUGUUGAGCGACCAAAAAAUUACGGAACAGCAAAAGUCAAGGGCUAUUAAGGGAUUAGAAGCAAUCCACAAGCAUGGUAUCCUCCACAAUGAUAUUCGGGAGGAAAAUAUCUUAAUUAACGAUACAUUUCGUAAAGAAGGAGAGGCAAAUUACCAAGUCACGUAAAUGUAAGGUGGUUAGUUAGACUGUAGGAUUAGACAU